This is a messenger RNA of Aspergillus calidoustus, 1485 nucleotides long. NCBI's taxonomy places the organism in Eukaryota, Fungi, Ascomycota, Eurotiomycetes, Eurotiales, Aspergillaceae. The record is from the annotation of a GenBank genome assembly.
AUGAGUGCACAUGAUCAAUCGCUUCGAGGCGCCCAGAAGCGUUUACGCGCCACCCACACAAAGUCUCGCCAGGGAUGUUACACGUGCAAGUCGCGCAGGGUCAAAUGCGAUGAAGCAAAGCCGAUAUGCGGCGCUUGCGCGUUGAGAAACGCGCCUUGUGGCUAUCCGAGACCUACUUCUCGCCAGGCCAGGCGGGAGAGGCAAGAUGAGGUUCCAAUGGCUGGCGAAGCCGGACACAUGGUCCCUCCUUUCUCGCACGAUGGGUCGCCGCGUGCUCUGGACUUUAACCUGCCUUCUCCACCUGCGCCCACGGCCGAGGUAAACCCUGGGUCAAUGAACAUGGUCGAUCUCCGCCUCUUGUCGCAUUUCAUUAUCCGCACUUCGAAACGCAUGUCACUGAAUCCAUACCGACAGAAGGUGUGGGAGACAGUCAUACCGGGAUUGGCUGCGGAUCAUGACUUCCUGAUGCAUCUUGUCCUAGCAUUGGCUGGGCUGGAUCAUUAUCCGCUCGAAACCCAACCCGUCGCUGCUCUUCCCCUUCCCUGUGGCCGUGCAAUCAGCAGUGAUAACGGCACCCCAAUCCACGCUCUUCACCACAUGCAGGUAGUCGUCGGACACCAUCAAUGCGGUCUCCAAGGCUUUCGAGACACUCUUUUUACCCUUUCCGACUCGAACUGUAACGCCGUCUUCGCCGGGUCAAUGCUCCUUGUCGCCUUCGCCUUUGCCUCGCUGCGCGUGCGGAACUGGAGCGACUCCCACAUAUCCAUUUCCACCAGCUCCCCGCUCCCUACAUUACGCCUGGACUGGAUAUACCUCAUCCGCGGCCUGACCACGGUGGUCAGACAGUGCUGGCCCGCGCUGAGGAUGGGUCCAUUCCGCGAGAUCCUGCAGCAUCCGGAGGCCACCGAGGACUGGAAGAUGUAUCCAGACACGAUGUUUACGGCCGUCACGGCCCCCGCAGGCUGCUCGCCGCGGAUCGCCAGAUUCUGCCGCGGCGCAUACGAGGCCCUCUCUCGGCUAAAAUCUCUACAAGGAUCUACGCCGUCGCCCAUGGAUGAAGACUCGCCCCGGAGCCGCAUGGACCAUCCAUCCUCGGCAUUGAAAGAAGGCCUCGACCUCCUCGAGUCGAUGUACAUGCGGAUCCUCUACGUGGUCCAAUUCUGGCGAGAUGAAACACACCCAGAUACUGGGGUCAGCCUUGCAGUUGCAAUCCAGGCUGACAUGGAGAAUGCGGCGGUCAUGGGCUGGCCGCAGGCUCUCUCGGAGGACUUCCUCGCCAGCCUCGGCAGCCCUGAUGUGACGCCGAAUGCGUCACUAGUUGUCCUCGCGCACCUUUACCUCACACUGGCGCUGUUUGAAGCGACGUGGUUCCUCAACGGGGCGUUUGAUGAAGAGAUCAUGAAGAUUGAUACUCUGUUCAAGGCCUCGCGCGAUGAGACGUUUGUGGCGCUUAUGCAUUGGCCUGUUACGGUGCUGCAUGGUUGA